Molecule: messenger RNA, 825 nt
Organism: Priceomyces carsonii
Lineage: Eukaryota; Fungi; Ascomycota; Pichiomycetes; Serinales; Debaryomycetaceae
Gene: SLU7
Product: mRNA splicing protein
Exons: 1
Coding region: 1-825 (274 amino acids)
Biological process (GO): mRNA splicing, via spliceosome
Cellular component (GO): spliceosomal complex
Molecular function (GO): pre-mRNA 3'-splice site binding
Source: RefSeq, a predicted model, not a curated record
AUGCCAAACAGUCCGAAGAAUGAGGCCAAUCCAUAUAUACCUAAAUAUAUAAUUAAAAAACCGUGGUAUAAAGAAGACUCUGGUAGUAAUAACCCUGAUUCAGACUAUUUAUCGCAUCAUAGAAACAAGAAUGAGGUAAUUGAUUAUAGUUUGCCAACGGCGGGUGGUGGUAUUAAUGAUUCCUUUGAUGUUAAAGAGAACUUUCGAGUCAAAAGGAACGAAGAUUAUGAUUCAAAAAGAGAUAGAUGGUAUGGAUAUGAAGCAGACCAGUGGGACAAUAUUUUGCGUGACUGGCAAAAGAUAAAGAAGAAGUCAAAAACUCAAAGUUCGAAAGAUGAACAAGACUCCGACGAUACAGACUAUGAGUUAGAGUUAAUUGAAUUAGGAUUAGACGCAAAGGACAUAGUAACAAAUUUGAAGGAAGAUCCCAUGGAGAGAGUUAUUAGAGAUAGAAUGGAUAUUCCGUCGUACGUCAAAAAAGUCACAGCAUCCAAACUGAAUAAAUCUAAAGCUCUUGUCAAUGAAGAUGAUCAGUUUGUAAGAGCAAUGGGUGAGCUACAAAAGUUUGCGUGGGACCAAAAUGAGGAAUAUUUGCAAUCAAAGAGAACUGAGCUUUUAGAAAGCAAGCUACAGAAUAAGCCAGAUGCAGAACCCACAUACGCUAAUUUAGAUCUUAAUGUUGAAGCUAAUCCUACUCUAAUGCACAUGAAACUCAAGGAGCAUAAUGAGGAGAAAAAAUCGAGGAAAGAUUCAUUAGCAAAAAAAUAUGGCGGUUCGGAAUACGUAAAGGAUAAUCAGAUCCACGAGUUUCGCAACUCCCAAUAG